Molecule: messenger RNA, 5718 nt
Organism: Suncus etruscus (white-toothed pygmy shrew)
Lineage: Eukaryota; Metazoa; Chordata; Mammalia; Eulipotyphla; Soricidae
Product: KIAA1210 ortholog
Exons: 11
Coding region: 1-5718 (1905 amino acids)
Source: RefSeq, a predicted model, not a curated record
AUGGCGGAAUCACCGACUGAACUUCCGGUGAAUAUGGAAGCCCUAGAGCCCAGUGAUGAUGGAAGAAGAAAAUUCAAGUUUAAAUCUAUCAGAAACCUCUUUGGCAAAAGGAAGAAGAAAGACUCUGAAGACACCCCCUCACCUCAACGAGGGAGGAGACUACAACCAAGCCUGUCCAGCAGCAAUAUUAGCAUCUCUUGUCUGAAGGCAGCUAAUGAAGGUUCACCAAAUGAGUUUAGGGCCAAGACACAUUUGGGAAGCAAAGCUUUGUCUCAUGACAGCGUCUUUGUGGAGUCUGAGCCUGAAAGAUCAGCUAGUACUAAAUAUGGCACUUCAGAUAUCCACGGAGGCAAACAACAGCAGAGAGUCCACAUGUCCCAAACUUUGCCUAGAAUUGGAACUGGUGGUGGUAUUUAUGCAGCUGAGUUUGACGCCAUGCCCCCAUAUAAAACCAGAAGUGGAAGCCAAGCUCCAGGAUCUCAGGCUCCUGAGGCACUAUCACCUCGCCCAGGCGAAGUCAGCCCCAGCCCAACUCUGAUGAAAUCUCAUGUAAUUUCCCAAGACUUGGAAACAAUUUCUGCUGCUGAUGAGUUACCUAAAGGCCUACCGAAGACUUCAUUACGCAAGACCAUAAAAAAGAACUCUGCUGAACAACUCUCUGAACCAACUCACUUUACCACAUGUGCAUUGCUAACCUCUGCCAGCAGCACCCAGGCCGCUAGUUUUGGCACCCCAGCCACCACCCUUGGCUGUUUGGAUUCUUCAGCUGCUCGACACAAGAUAAAUGUAAAUCCCAGAAAACAGAAGAAAAAUCAGUCAAUUGCAAGUCCUUCAAGAGGCCAGGGAAUCAACCCCUGUGAUAAAGAACAUGAAUCUCAACUUUUGCAAUGUGCUCCUGAGGAAGUGGUAAAAAGAAAGCAGGAGAAUCCAAUCUAUCAAUUGCUUACUGAAGAUGAUAUUAAUCUAAUGAAAGCAAGACAAGAUGACCAAAAGACAACAGAUGAUGAUACAGUUAUUACAGGUUCCUUAAUCCAGGGACAGAACAACCAAGUGCAGCUUUAUGAAAAGAAGACAACAAACCAAGGUGCUGCUGACAGUGAUGAAUACUCAGUGAUAGUCACCGCUGAACACAUGCAGGGAAGUAAAGCCUUUGGAACAACUGACAGUGGAUCCAUUGGAAGAAGUCUUCUAAAGUCUCAUCUAAGAGUUAGCAUCAGUGAUGAAACUAGGUCCCUGCCUACUAAGUCUUCUAAGGAACAGUUUUGGCAACAGCUUAUGGAGAAGUCAACUGUGGGCCCAUACGUUACUGCAGCAUCAGGUGCCAUUACUCCUCAAGAUAAAGUUAAAAAGAGAAAGUCUAAUGUAGGGUUUGAAUCCAGAAAAACAUCACCAUCACAGCUCAUGUCUGGAGAUAAGGAAGAGUUGAUGAUUGAGAGCUCACACGCAUACUCUGAGGAGAAGGAUUCUGGAGCUGACAAAACAAGAGCAAAAUCCAAUGUAUCACUUUUAACGCUGCUAGACAACCUGUCUGCCGACCCAGAAGAUGACUUUGUGUCUGUGGCAAUGGACAGUCAUGUGUCUGAUGAGUCUUCUCACUUCCUGUCAGAAGAGAUAAGUAUUUCCAGUCUUGAUUUUCAAAAUCUCACAUUUAAAAUGGAAUCAGUUCAAGAUCUUCCAUCUGCCUCCCAAGACAAAUCUAGUGUGAGCAUUUACCACUCCUUCACAACCAGUGAAUCAAGCAAAGUCGGUGUGUUAGCUGAAGAAAAUAUUCCCACCAAGAAUCUGUCUCAGAGAACCAUUCCAUGGACCUUGGAAAAGCAUGAGGAUGAAUUGUUCAUGGAUUCCAGCUCUACUUCAAAGUCAGAGAGUGAUAGUCUCUUUCCACUGACUACAGGAUAUUCCUUCUACUCCACAAAAAUUACUGCAAUUGAACAAGUCUCUCCAGGUUUAGAAGUAUUUUCUGUUCCUCCAAACACUCCUGAGCAGAAGAUAGCCCCCGGAUUUUAUACUGAAUCCUCUGAAGAUUCCAAGUUUGAGGAAAUCCUGGUCAAAUCAAUAACCAUUUCAGAGGAAGUGAUCGAUUCUGAGGAGAUACUGACAGUUGGGUAUACUUUCCCAUACUUGAAGAAGUCAGAAGAGGACCCCGAAAUCUUUGUAGAGGCCAAAGAUUCUGAUUCAAUGAGCACUCCUGAGAAGCAGCUGUCUGCCAGAGGUGCCUCCCAGAUAUCGAAAAAUCCUGAAGAAAUUUUCACAGAAACAGAUAGUUUUGUGGAAAAGUACAACAGUAUUGAAGAUUGGAGCAGCUCAGAAGAAGGGAUCUCUUCCAAAUCUGUUUCCAAUGCCUCAGAAAAGCCUGAGGAUGAAUUAAAGGUUUCCCUUAAUCCCAAGAGCUUGCCUGAUGAAGAAAAUGUCUCUGAUGAACACAAAUACAUUGAUGCUGAAGAACGGAAGAUUCUUGGAGAACCUUCCAGUCACCCUGUCCAGCUCCAGGUGAGCCCUGAAAAGGGGAAACAAGUCUGCGCCUUUUCAGAGAGCAUAACCUUUGAGUGGGACAUUGCUGUAGAGCCACUCCCUCCAAGAACCAUCUUUAAGCAACUCCUGAAGCCAAAAAGUGAGCAGAAAGUCAUGGCAGAUGUCGAAACAAUGCCUCCAGAAGCUAUUGCUUCUGUGGAGUUACAGACAGUGAAAGAACCUCCUCAAGCCUCUCUGCAAGAAGGAUUUAAGUCAGAAAUGUCCACAGUUACAGAGAGCACAACUGUUGAAGGAAGCAUCUCUCUGAAAGUGAUGCUGCCCAAAAGUUCACCCCAGUCACUGGUGGUACUGGAAGAGAAGCCAGAAGCAAAAAAGAAUCCAGAGGCAAAAAGUACUCUGGGAGAGAAGACUCCUGCUCCAACUCAAUCACUGGACAAAUCUAUUGUACAGCUUGAAGGCUUUGACGACUCAAAGGGCACAGUGAAAGAUGACGGCAUUUCUGGGAACUCACCGUCUCCUGUACUUCCUUUAAAGUCCUUGGUGAGCCCAAAUGUUGAGCAGAAAGUUCCUCUUGAAGAAAAAACAGUGGUUGAAGGGAAGAGUUUUCUGGUGACAUCACCUCCCAAAAUUCUUAUAAAGUCAUCGAUUACUCCUAAAACACAGCAGAUUAUGCUGUCCGAUUUGGAGGGGGUGGCUACACAGAAGACCAUUGCAAUAGAGCCAGUGCUCUCCAAAUAUUCGCUCGUUGCACACAGCUCACAGAACCCAGUUGAUGAAAAGGAAAAGUUAGUGGGAGAGCCGCUGCCCAAAUGCCCAGCCUCCCCUUUGGGAAAAUCAAAAGUUCAGUCACAGUCCGCCCCUCUUCGUGUGGUGGGAUCUUCUGUGAAAUCGAGCAAGUCUAAGGAGCCAUUGUCUUCUAAAAACACUUUUCCAAGAUGGAGGAAUCCCAGUGUUAAACGGCAGGUCUCUACAAUUUCCGAGAUCAGGGUAAGAGAGGCAGAGAAGAGCAAUCCUAAAGAAGCACCAAUGUCCCAACAAUAUAUGAUGUCCUGGGACAACCCAUCUCCUGAGCAAGUCUCUGUAUCUUCAAAAAGAGCUGCUGAAGAGUGGGGCAUCUCUGUGGAACCACUGCCACCCAGAACACGCUCUGUGGCCUCUGUAAGAUCAGAAUCUUCACUCAAAAAGCCUCCCAGGUCAAAGAGUGCUUCUUCAGUAUGGCCUAAGUCUGAACAACCGAUGCCGCCUAUAUCUAAGCAACCAAUACCCUCUAAGUCUGAGCAACCAAUGCCACCUAAGUCUGAGCAACCAAUGCCACCUAAGUCUGAGCAACUCAUGCCGCCUAAGUCUGAACAACCAAUACCGCCUAAGUCUGAACAACACAUGCCGCCUAAGUCUGAACAACCCAUGCCUCCUGGCAACUCCUGGACAAGCACCAAAGCUGAGAAGAAAAUAUCUGCAACUCCAGAGAGAGCUGUGAAGGAACAGGAUGAACCUGAGGAACAGAUGACUUCCAGAAGCCCUCUCGAUACCAUCUUGAAAGUAAUAAGCAAACAAACCAUGGCAGCUGGUCCAGAGAGCAUUACCACGGAGAAAGCAAUGUCAACAGAGACACCUCGCAGACAGCUCCAGUCUGCAGUGAGAGCCAAAAUCCAGCAUGUUGAGAACAUGUCCAAGGAGGAGGUGAUUUCAGAAAAGCCAGCACUUCCCAAAUAUUCUGCCCCAUUGUCAGUGAAGUCACAAGAGCAGAAAAUGGCUACCCAACCCAGAAGUGCUGAAGUAGAAGGAGACACACUGCCCUCCAAACCGCCAAGUCAGUCAUUUGUGAAGUACAUAGCCCAACGGAUCUUUUCAGAACCUGCCUCUGAGGAAGCAGCUCAAAAAAGCUCCUCAAAUAAGCCUUCCAAACAUGCAUUGAGUUCAAAAGCAGAAUACAAGGUUAGUUCAAGUUGGGAUAAUGUGCCUUUUGAGAAAAGAAUUUCUACCAAGCCCAGGAGGAGACACCGUCCUUCCAAGUCCUUGGUGAAGCUAGAAGAUCUGCAUGAUGCAUAUUCACAAAUGGAAAUUGCUUCUGCUAAGAAGGGCACUGAAAAAGAGCAACUGCCUCUCAAACACCUUCCCAAGGCCUUGGGAAAGGCUGAAUAUCCGCAAGAUGAGAAAUUGCCUAAAUAUCAAAAGAGUUCUGAAGAUAAGCUGCCUACUGGACACCCUCUCCAAGCUGAGAAAAGAGCUGAAUUCCAGUCACAGAAGUUCCCCAGAGGCUCAGUGAGUUCCUCUACUGUUGCUGAGGAGCGCCUGCUACCUAAACACCCAUGGCAGACCUUAGCAAAACCUGAGUCUAACCAACCAGUUCAGACCAGUUCUGUGAGUGCUGCUGCUGAGGGAGCAAAUUCCGAGGGCAAUCUUAGCAGUUGCUAUCAAGCAAAAUCUACACUUUCUCCAAGCAAAACCAAGAAACAUGAUCACAGCUCUGAAGACAUCGUUAAGAACAUCCCUACUCCUAAGGAAGUUCUGAAGAAGGAUAAUGAACAUACCACGUGUGAGUCAGAUGUUCUCACCCAUAUGUCUAAUGUUGAAAACAUAUUUGGAGUCCGACUGAGAAAAGUCUCAAAGAACUACAAGAGUGAAAAUCAAGAAAGCCAUUUUAAGUUUCCUGUGGUCUUCAAGGAGCACAUUUCUUCCUCAGUGGCUGAAGAACAAAAAAACAAAAGUGCCUUGCAGAGCUCCCCGAGCAGCCCAGAGGAUCUCACUAAAGUGGCUGGCUCUACAGAGAUGCCACAGAGCAUACCUAAACCUGAAAGCAUGCUUAAGAAGGAAGACCAAUACAAGAUUUCAGCAAAGUCUUAUAGUCGAAAAGCAGGUCAUGCUGCCUCCCCCGAACCAGCUUGGGUAGCCAUGGUAAAGCAGAAACAGAGAAGUUUCCAACAGGAACCAAAACUAAAGAGCAGAGUUGGAGCCAACAUUGAGCCCAAACAUGAGCAAGGUGACAUUUCAAGUCCCCGACCAAUGAAGAUGUACACUCCUCCCGCUGGCACCACUGAACAGAAAAUAGCAUUGGUGAAGCAACUCAAGACUACCCUGGCAGGAAUUGAAGAAAAAAAGGGAUUUCCAACAACUGAGUUGAAAAAACAACCAAGAAUGCCUUCAACUUCAAUAAAGCCCCGUAAGCCUAAGCCUCCUGAACCAGUCUGGUUCUCCAUGGCCAAGAAGAAAUCCGAAGCAUGGAGCAAUAUAGCAGAUAAGCAAUAA